ACGCUCCUUCUCUCUCUUUAUCUCUGUUUUUAGAUCUGCGAUUAUCCGAGAUGUCGUCAUCUCAUCGUUUGACGCGAGAACAAAAGGGAAAGGGGGCGGUAUCUUCUCGGGAUUCUGACGGUAUCCAUCACGAAGCGAUGAUGGAUACGGGAAAUAUGGAUUUAUCGCAGCGUCUUUUGGUCUCGGAAGCAAGAGAACAAUUCCGGGGUGACGACGACGGUCAAGAAGCGGUCGACACCUCGAUUGUUCCGAUCAGCUACUACCCCGGGAACAUCUUCGCCGAGGAGAGCCCACUGGAGGUUUGGAAAAUUCGACCUUCGGUCAUCGAUGGACAGGAUUGGUCCAACGUCGAGAGGACGAAGUCCACCGUGGAGUCGGUGGAGGCUAUCCUCCGAGAUCUCAACGCACACGGGGUCUCGUUCAUUAUUCCAAAGCGGGAUCAGAGGCCUUGGUCACCCCCGAAGGGGUAUCAGUGCAUUUACGAGUCAUAUUUCCGGAACGACACGAAGUUGUGGUUCCCAAUUCCCCGAAUUGUCACGGCUUAUGCGUUCCGCAGAGGAGUCGCUUUAAGCCAGUUGAUGAACGGUUCUCUCCGGUUGAUGGUCGUUUUAUCGGUGAUUGCGGCUGAGGCAGGGACAUCGAUGAGUGUGAGGUCGUUUGAAGAGUUGACCUCAGUUUUAAUUUCCGACGAUGGGCUCGUCUCGACGAGGAUGCGCCCAAACUAUAACGUGGUCACGGGGUACCCGACCAAAACCUCAGACUGGCAGCGUUCGUACUUCUAUGUGAAGUCGAACAGGUCAGCGUUCGAGGAGCCUCCGAAGUCUGGUUAUCGCGUUCUUUGGAAUGCAGAGAUGGUUGAUCAUCCGAAUCUUGCCACGUACCCCGAGGAUUGGAAGGAGAGUGCUCGGAUUGUUGCGUUGCAGAAGCAAGAUCACUGGGAGGAUUUUACUCGGGAGAGAAUUCAAAGAUCUGUAGAACGGAUUGCGAGCCAGCAUUGGAUCUCGGAUUCGCUUCCUCACAUCAAUCGAUCGACUUUGAAGCGGUUGUCCCUUUUCACACGAGCCGAGCAGAAGGAGAUCAAUCGGGCCCGAACAAUGAAGCAACUACCCGAUCUUAGCCUUAUUACGGCGGGGAAGAUAGGUGCCAAAAAGGGUACUGACGACUCUGCGGGGGUCGGGAUUACGGAUGCUGCCCCCGUUACCGCCGAGCGGGCGCCUACUGGCGGUUCUUCUCAGGGAAAGAACUCGAAGAAGAAGAAAAGCAAGGAGACUCGGAAGGAGUCCAAUGAGAUGGAUCAAACCGAUCUGGGUAACCCCUCCAAGAAGGGUGGUAAGAAGAGGAAGGCCGUGGAACCGCCUGCGGAAGACGUUCCUAGGAAGAAGAAAACGAAGAAGCAAGAUUUCUCCGUGCCCCGACCAUCCUCGGUUUGCGAGGAGGAACUCCAGGCUUUGGUUCCCGAUGCUACUCCCGAGGUUGGGACCUCGGAUGAUGAUGAAAACGAGACCAUAGCUUUGCGUCGGAGGAGACGAGAGGGUCCUCAGCAGAAUCGUGGAGCCUCGGUGGGCGGUCAGGGCAUCUCGGAGGUUCCGAGGGAGUUGCCAGCCUCCGAAAGACAGCAAGUCCCUCUGAGGGGCGACUCUUCGGCUCAUAUCACGGAAGGUUCUGAGACCCGCGUGUCCGGCCGUCCCAAGGAAACCCCGGAGGAUGGGUUCAGGUUCGAGUUCAACCGAGAGCUUCCGCUGGCCUGUUACCCGGAGGAUUGUGCUCGCUUGCUACGGUUAGUCAAAGGCGGUCCCGAUCAGCUUCCUUCGGUGGGGGACCUCAUCUUCAAAGACGAGUAUGAGCACGCCUCUUGCUCGUCGGUAAAGAGUCACGGCGACCGGAAUGUUCUGGUUGGGAAGUAUGACACAGCCCUCAGGCGGGCCAGAGAGCAGAUCCGUGAGAGCGAAGAAGCUAAGAAGAAAGCGGAGGAGGCUCUUCGGGUGUCUUCGCGGGAAAGGACAGAAGCCAUUGCUCGGGAGAGAGCUCUCAGGAAAGCAUUUGACGAGACGCGAACAUCUGACGCGGCUGAGCUGCAGAUGUGUAAGGAGGCGAUGAACAACCUUGAAGUUGUGGUGGACAAGCAGCGGAAGGAAAAGGUUGACCUAGAGAGAAGGAUGGCCGCGGAAUCACUUAGGCAUUCCGAGGAGAUGACCAGGCUUCGGAAAUCUCGUAGGUAUGAAGUUACGCACGAGAGAAUUCGCGUGCUGAUCGCCAUGAUUGCUAAGGCCGAGAAGCGCUUCCAUAAGAUUUCUCUUCGUGAGGACCAAAGAGACAAGUACGACGAUGCUAGAUGUCUCUACAGCCAAGCCUUUGGAACGAGGAAAUGCCUCGAGCAGAUUAAAGCCUCGGGUGUCGAGAGGAAACCAUCGAUUUCUUCGCUGGGCAAGAGAGGCAUUAUGAAGAAGAGGCAGAACGCUUGGAAGUAAAGGAGAUUCCAGCAGAGGACCUUCGCCUCUCCCCGCUAGUGUUGGAGUCUCGGUUCCUGAUCGAAGAGAUUUGGCGUCAGCUCGACCCGUUUGGAUCGAACAUUGGUUUGAUCGAUUCAGAGGCUGCUAUUGCUCUUCGUACUCCUCUCGCCGACCGAGAUCCCCGCUCUGAAGAUCCGACGGAGAAGCCCGCUCAGACGGCCGUAUCUUCCAAUCAGCACACUGACCAAGGCGUCGAUCCGGCAGAGCGAACAUCAGCGGGAGCAGUUAUUCAGAAGGACGGGGCCGUGCCUACCAUCGUGCUGACCGAUUCCUCCGCGAAGGCAUCGAAGAAUGCCAGCUCGUCCGCUUCCUCGUCGGAAGACCCGGGGAAGGAAGAUGAGCUUCCAACGGAGACGCCAGCUGCAAAUGUGACUGACUCAAUUCCAACAAAGUUCGGCCGCGUCUCGGGUCCCGGAGAAGGUGACGGCAGUGGCGACAAGGAUCCUCCUGUGGUCGAUUAAUAAUCUCUGUUGUUUGUUGUAACUUCUUUUUUUUUUUUAUUUAGCCUUGACUCUUCGGAGCCUUGACUCUUCGGAGCCUUUGAACUGAUUACUCUGUUAAAACUUUGAAAUUUCUACUAAGUGUUUUUCUUUUAAGUGGGUUACGGAUAACCGCUAACAACUUAGUAGAUUGUGAAAUUAUUCGUUGCUCGUUAAUUCAAUCCCGCUAUUCUUUCUUUCGAUAAGUCGGGAACAAAUUAAGACAAGAAUUCUAAAUAAGUUUCCGAGGGAAAGGUUUCUGGAUGCGACACAGUAAUCGAGAGAAAUUAGGUCGGCCAACUCAUUAUUCUUCGAUUUGUGACAAGAUCCGAAAUUCCAUUCGUGAGUUUGGUCAAUGAUUUUCAUCAUCGGUGACUCUGUUUUUCCCUUCGUUCGAUAUCUGAUCAGGAUACGUUCGAUUAGUUUGGGCGAGUGCUCGUGCGCCGCUUUCGAGUUAAGGGGCUGGCAUCGUUUGCUCGUU
Molecule: messenger RNA, 3470 nt
Organism: Brassica rapa (field mustard)
Lineage: Eukaryota; Viridiplantae; Streptophyta; Magnoliopsida; Brassicales; Brassicaceae
Product: cardiomyopathy-associated protein 5-like
Source: RefSeq, a predicted model, not a curated record